UGAUCUCCAGGAGAGUAAGCCUGUGGUGGACCUGCUGAGGUACAUUUGAUGUUAUGUUGGAGGUGUUUCCCCAAGAUCUCUACUGCUGUUUCAGGUAGGAACAAACAGCGACAGUGACGUUCUGCACAUGCGCCACGCUAGCAAGCACAUGCAGGGUUUGGACACACCUGGUGAUGCCCAGUAGGUAGAAAGAGGCGGGGCUUUUCGAGACGCCGCCGCCCGGAGCCUCGCAAUAAACCCGGAAAUAGUUCGCUUCUCAACUAAAUACAAACGUCAAAAUCUGUUAAUUACACGGACAUUGCUAACACAAUCCCAUCUGAGCGAGAUUUGCAGAAAAAUCAUUCUGUUCUGUUGAUUAGCGUCGGACGCACAGCAGCAGUAGCCUCUUGCUGAGCAGAACCGAACCAUUGGUCGACAACCUUUCAGGAUGACAGGUUAAGCUCAACAUUUAAGGCUUAGUGUGGUGUCCACCCGAGAGCUGCAGCUUCCACGAAGGCUUCUUUUCCUACUACCAUCUUGGUUCCUCAGGUUGCGCCAUGGCAAUGUGGAUUCAGGCCCAACAGUUGCAGGGCAAUGCAUUGCAUCAGAUGCAGGCACUGUAUGGCCAGCAUUUCCCCAUAGAGGUGCGACACUACCUGGCCCAGUGGAUUGAAAGCCAGCCUUGGGACUCUGUGGAUUUGGAUAACACAGGAGAAGAGGCUAAAGCCAAGUGUCUGCUUGACAGCCUGGUGACAGAGCUGCAGAGAAAAGCCCAGCUUCAGGGAGGCGAAGAUGGUUUUCUUCUCAAGAUCAAGCUGGGGCAUUAUGCCGACCAGUUCAAGAGCACUUAUGACCGCUGUCCUUUCGAGUUGGUGCGCUGCAUUAAACACAUCCUCCAAUCAGAGCAGAGACUGGUUCAAGAAGCAACAAAUGCAAGCUCAGGGAGCGGGGCGCAGGCCAUGGACACGCUGUCUCAACGGCAUCAGCAGAUCAACCAAGCCUUUGAAGAACUUCGCCUGGCGACGCAGGAAACUGAGAAUGAGCUCAGAAAGCUGCAGCACAACCAAGAAUACUUCAUCAUUCAGUACCAGGAAAAUCUGCGAAUCCAAGCCCAGCUAACCAGCUUGUCUUCGGUGCCAGCAGCAGAGCGCACACAGAGGGAAGCUACCCUGCAGAGCAAGAGGGCCACUGUGGAGGCUUGGCUCGCCAGAGAGGCCAGCACCCUACAGAAAUACCGGCUUGACCUGGCAGAACAGCACCAGAAGACUCUUGGUUUACUAAGGAAGCAGCAGACCCUGAUCCUGGAUGAAGAACUUAUUCAGUGGAAAAGGAGACAGCAGCUGGCAGGCAAUGGUGGUCCUCAUGAGGGGGGUCUGGACGUUCUGCAGUCUUGGUGUGAGAAGCUGGCUGACCUGAUUUGGCAGAACAGACAGCAAAUUCGGCGCUGUGAACAUCUUACCCAGCAACUUCCUCUGCCUGGCUCAAUAGAAGAACUGCUGAACAAACUCAACUCUGACAUUACUGACAUCAUCUCUGCCCUGGUCACCAGCACCUUCAUCAUUGAAAAACAGCCGCCUCAGGUGUUAAAGACCCAAACAAAAUUUGCAGCUACAGUCCGUCUUCUUGUGGGUGGGAAGCUCAACGUCCACAUGAACCCACCGCAGGUGAAGGCUGUCAUUGUUGGUGAGCAGCAAGCCAAAGCUUUGCUGAAGAAUGAAAGUACACACAGUGAAAGCAGUGGAGAGAUCCUUAACAACAACUGUGUAAUGGAGUACCACCAGGCCACGUGCACCCUGAGUGCCCACUUCAGGAACAUGUCACUGAAGCGAAUUAAACGUUCAGAUCGUCGGGGCGCAGAAUCUGUGACAGAGGAGAAGUUUACCAUUCUGUUUGAGUCGCAGUUCAGCAUUGGGGGAAACGAGCUAGUCUUUCAUGUCAAGACGCUGUCUUUACCUGUGGUUGUGAUUGUCCAUGGCAGUCAGGACAAUAACGCCACGGCAACAGUCCUGUGGGACAACGCCUUCGCUGAGCCGGGAAGGGUACCAUUCCUUGUACCUGACAAAGUGCUGUGGACUCAGCUAUGUGAAGCCCUGGACAUGAAGUACAAGGCGGAGAUGCACAGUGGACGUGGUCUGACAGAAGAUAACUUGGUCUUCCUGGCGCAGAAGGCCUUUUCAAGCAGCAGUAAUAACCCUGAGGAUUUCCGUAACAUGACUAUUUCCUGGGCCCAGUUCAACCGGGAAAACUUACCUGGACGCAACUUCACCUUUUGGCAGUGGUUUGAUGGAGUGGUAGAGCUCAUGAAGAAACACCUGAAGCCUCACUGGAAUGAUGGGGCCAUUCUUGGAUUUGUGAACAAGCAGCAGGCUCAAGACAUGCUGUUGUCUAAACCAAAUGGGACCUUCCUGCUCCGCUUCAGCGACUCUGAAAUCGGAGGCAUCACUAUUGCCUGGGUGGCUGAAAAUCCCAACAAACAAGGUGAAAGACUGGUCUGGAAUCUGCUGCCAUACACAACAAAGGACUUCUCAAUUCGCUCCCUGGCUGACCGCAUAAGUGACUUGAACCAUCUUCUGUUUCUUUACCCCGACCGCGCCAAAGACGAGGUCUUCGCCAAGUACUAUACCCCUCCACUCUCAAAACCAGUGGAUGGAUAUGUUAAACCACAAAUCAAACAAGUUGUACCAGAAUUCACCACCCCAAACCCUGAACCAUCCACAGGAGUUACAUUUAUGGACCAGACAGCUUCUUCCUCUACCACUCAUUCCAACAGCUUUGGUGUCUAUUCUUCCAUUAGUGACAACAUGCUGGAUCCAGAUGGAGAGUUUGACUUGGAGGACCCUAUGGAUGUUGCUCGUCAUGUAGAGGAAUUGCUUCGCAGGCCUAUGGCCAACCAGUGGAGCAGUCAGCAGUCUUGAACCGGACACGUGAACCCUCUGCACACCUUUGUGUUUUAUUGUUUGGUUAUUUUUUUAACACUCACUCCCAGAACCCCUAAUAGGCAAUAACAGAGAUGAGUCAGCUUGUUCAACAUCUCUAUCCAAUUUACAGUUUGGUUUUGACUGUUGUGCUUGUCUGUAUGAAGAGACGGUAGAAAGGUCUAUUGUCUAGAGAGUACAUCUAACAUAUAGUUAUUGUUACUUGCAAAGGACAAGUCUGAUAUCCUUUCCAGAUCACCGCAUACAGGUAGUUUUGAUAAAAGCUCUACAGGACGUUCAGCAAGAAAAGCUUUUCUUGGGGAGAAUCUCUACAAAUCAUUGCAUAGUAAUCUGUUAUCUUGUGUGAAUAAGUACUGACAAAUUUUAUCUUUUUUUCUAUUACCAAGUAAAUCUGUCACCGAUAUAUUGACUGCAAACCUUAAAAGACAAGAAAUGAAACUUCAAGGGAGACUAUGUAACUUUUGCUAAACACCAGGCACUUUCAACACAAAUGGUACUUACUAAAUACAUUUAGUUUAAAAUAUGCUCUAUCAUUUGUUGAUAGUAAUUACAACUCUAAAGAACGAGCAAAACAGCACAUUUGUUGCUAUAUUCUUAGUUUAUAUGUAACUUCAGCUUAAAGGGUGGCUAAAACCAGUCAUAAAUCAAAAAUAAUUAAAAUGGGUGUUGCACCCUGUCCAAACAAAGCAGCUUUGCAGAAUACAAAAAACAGGUCGUAUUUUAUUUAUUUAAGAAAAAAAACUACUUUUACAUCAUAUUGACUAUAUCAUAUUUCAGAUAAACAAAGUAGAAACAAAAUACUUUGGGUUAAUUUUUCCUUUGCCAAUUCAGUGUCUCCACUCUUUGGCACCAGACUCUGUCCUUCAAUAUUUCUAAACUCACCCCCACAGAGCAGGGUUCAUUAGAGACUUCCUCCAGAAUCUGGGAGUGGAGAGGCUGGAAUGCCCUGCCUGGAGUUCUGACCUCAACCCACUGAAAACUUUUGGGAUCAGCUUUGGGAGUAAUGUUUUUGUUCCAGAGUGAUCAACACGACCUCGCUGCCUCACCUGAGCCACAUGCUGGUGAAGGAAUGGGACCCCAUCCCACAACCAUGUCGAACCAAGCUUGUGACCACCAUGAGGAUGAGGUGUCAGGCUGAUCUGGGUUAUGUGUGGUUCUCCCACACACUAUAGAGCCCGUCACUGACGAGAGUUAGUGACAGAAUAAGAUGUUUGGCAGAAAGGAUUUAACUGUUUCUUCACUUGUGGAAUCAACAUACUCAACUCUGCAGUUCAACCCACAAAUAUAUUUUCCUUUCGGAUGUGACUCCAUUUUUUUUUUUUUUACAUUUUACUUUUUAUUGCCGGAUGUGACUCCAUUGAAAGAGAAAUGAACAGGCUGUCCAACACUAAAAGGUUAAUUGGCAAGAGGCGUUGUGACGACAAAGCCACAACCGAUUACCAGUUGCUACACUGUGCAGGGAACAGGGACUGCUGACAGAAAUAACAUUUAAAUACUAAAAAAUAUUUCAAUUCUGCAUUCACACAGAUUAGGUACAUACAUGUUUUGUAAGAGUUGGAUUUAAUAUAAGUAGCCUUUUCCACUGAUGAGCUCUGAAUGCAUGUUUUGUACUAAACCCUGCAGAGAUGAAAUAGAAGCGUGAUGAGAUGGGAACUGAUAGCUCUCAUCCUCUCACGUUGUUCUCAGCCCCAGCUGUGUUGCUACAGCGUCAAAAACACCAGUAAAAUCAAAUCCUAUAAUGGUAAA
Girardinichthys multiradiatus is the source of this 4661-nucleotide messenger RNA. Its product is annotated as signal transducer and activator of transcription 5B-like. The record is from RefSeq and is a predicted model, not a curated record. The coding region runs from base 537 to 2894 and encodes 785 amino acids. Lineage: Eukaryota; Metazoa; Chordata; Actinopteri; Cyprinodontiformes; Goodeidae. Gene Ontology annotation, molecular function: DNA-binding transcription factor activity, RNA polymerase II-specific; RNA polymerase II cis-regulatory region sequence-specific DNA binding. The transcript has 19 exons. Gene Ontology annotation, biological process: response to peptide hormone; regulation of transcription by RNA polymerase II; cell surface receptor signaling pathway via JAK-STAT.